AUGUUUUCGUUGUCAUCAUUGAUUCUACAAGCACCGCGCGAUGCAACCAUGAGACUCAUGCUAAGUUUACUGCAGCGUAACCUUUUACCUGACGCCCUCGUUAGAAGCCUCAUACGGAGGUUCUUAGCCAGUCGGCUUCGCUACUCUUACAAACCUUCAUGCCAACUCCAACACUCCGAACUUCUCCAAUUUAUACAUUCACUGAAAGAAAUUCCUAUGUCACUUAUUAAUAUAACCGAUCAGCGCGCCAACAUUAUGGUCUCUGGAGACAAUAUCAAAUUAAGGUUUUCUCAUUCUUAUCAUCUACCAUACAUUAUUACUAUCAUUUCCUACUAAUUCUCAUUUUUGCUGAUUCUUAAUAAAUGCAGUUGUUGUUACUUCAUCAAUAAGUGAAGCACCUUAGAGGAUGCUGAGGAAGCCAUGUUAAAGUUGUACUGUGAGAGAGCCCGGAUCAAAGAUGGUCAAACCAUUCUGGAUGUUGGAUGUGGACAUGGAUCACUCUGUCUCUACAUUGCACGAAACUAUAAAAGCCGCAGGGUUACUGGGAUUACCGAUUCGACAUCACAGAAAGCAUAUAUUGAUAAGCAGUGUCGGGAUCUUCAGUUACAAAAUGUAGAGAUCAUCGCUGCAUAUAUUAGAACAUUUGAAAAUGAAGCGACCUAUGACCGAGUAUUAUCGGUCGAAAUGUUUGAGCAUAUCAAGAACUAUAAAGAUCUUCUCAAGAAGAUAUCAGGGUGGAUGAAGCAGGAUAGCCUUCUAUUUUUUCAUCAUAUGUACCAUAAAACAUUUGCCUAUCAUUUGGAGGUGCCCUUCAUUCAUAUUGCUAAUUUUUAAAUGGAGCAAUAGUUAAGCAGUACUAUUAACUUAAUACUUCAAAUGAGAAAUGCAUAAAGAACAAAUUUAGUAAAAUGGCAUUUCUGGCCCUUGCCUAAAUAUACAGAGACUAAUUGAAGAUUACUGGAUUAGUAAGUACGAUUGGCUGACCGCAAAUUUCUUUGGCGAAGGUGUAAUGCUUUCGGCUGAUCUACUGCUUUAUUUCCA
Molecule: messenger RNA, 1041 nt
Organism: Ziziphus jujuba (common jujube)
Lineage: Eukaryota; Viridiplantae; Streptophyta; Magnoliopsida; Rosales; Rhamnaceae
Product: (S)-coclaurine N-methyltransferase
Exons: 5
Source: RefSeq, a predicted model, not a curated record